AUGGACAACACAGUCGAAUCCGACAGCACCUCCGAAAUCGACGACCAGACCAAGGCCUGGGAAUCCGAUCCUCGUCUCGUGACUCAGCGCGUCCACGAUGCUGACAACGAGCUGAAUCCGCUUGAAUGUGGCAUUGGUCAUCGUGUUCAGGCCAGUCGCUCCGUGUUGGCAUUGGUUCUGGAUGAGGAGUGUGUGUUCGCUGGGCUGCAGGGUGGUGACAUUGUGGCGUGGUCGCUUGAGACCUACGAUCUCGUACUUUCGGUCCAUGCGCACAAAGAAAGCGUAUUAGGGCUGUAUCUCUCGGAAGAUGGCGAUCUGCUAUUUUCCAGUGGUGGCGAUUCCGUCGUCAAUGUCUGGUCAACAAGGACAUUCGAUCGUCUCUACUCCAUCUACUCCCACCAUGAUGUAGGCGAUAUCUUUGCCGUCGCCUAUUCAUCCACCCUCAAGACCAUUUACUGUGGUGGUCAAAACACCAGCAUUCAGUGGUGCGACCUCUCCAAAACAGACGCUGCUGCAACUCAAACAUCAGCGGCUCAUCUAUCCCGCCGGACCCAUCGCUUCUUUGACUCACGUGGUCCAGAUGGCACCCGUGCUCCACGCCCUGACUCCAGUUCAGAUGGCAGCGCGCAGGGUGGGCAAGUUCUGACGUUUAAACGGGACCACCACCGCCUGUUUUCGCACCAUGGCUACGUGAACGCAGUGCUUUUGGUACGGGGCUUGAUUGAAUCUGCGCCGACGGAAGAGGUGCUGCUUUCUGGUGCUGGCGACGGCGUCGUCAAGUUGUGGCGUCUAGGUGACGAUGGUAAUGCUGCGCCAACGCAAAUGGCUAAGCUACAGAAUGGGGAUCCUGUCCUGUCUAUCGCCGUCGAUGGCUCGUUCUUGUACUGUGGGUUGGCUGGGGGCGCGCUCAAUAUCUGGAACCUGGACUCGCAUCAGUUGGUGAAACGUAUUACCAGACAUACUGGUGAUCUAUGGGCUGUAGAUAUCAUUCGUGGAAUUGCCGUUUGUGGUGAUUCCAAUGGUAUUGUCAAGAAAUUCAAUUCUCGAUUCGAAGAAGUCGGCAGCUGGGUCGCCCACGAGGGAACCAUGCUCGCCUCAGCAGCUGGCCGCUUCAAAGACCGGCGAAUCUAUGCUACCGGAGGCAACGACAACACAGUCGGGAUCUGGGACUUAACAGAAUUCUCCAUGAACCAGGAUGAAAUGCCCCCAAUCAGCAAUGACGAACUGGUAAACGCACUGGCCAAAUUCGUCGCCUUCAAAACUAUCUCCGCCAGCCCCAAAUUCAACGGCGAAUGCAACCAAGGCGCAGCCUUCCUCCGCCGCCACUGCAACUACCUCGGCGCCAAAACGAAACUCUUAACCACAGGCGACAACACCAACCCCAUCGUCCACGCGCGCUUCAACGCCACAUCCCCAGACAAAACCAACAAAACUGUUCUUUUCUACGGCCACUACGAUGUCGUCGGCGCAGACACCAACCGCCCGAAAUGGAAAACAGACCCCUACCAACUAACCUCCAUAAACGGCUUCCUCUACGGCCGCGGCGUCUCAGAUAACAAAGGACCAAUCCUAGCAGCCCUCUACGCAGCCGCAGAUCUGGCACGUACAAAAGACCUCUGCUGCAACGUCGUCUUCCUCAUCGAGGGCGAGGAAGAGUCCGGCUCUCAGAACUUCCACGACACAGUCCGCCAGCACAAAGACCAAAUCGGUCCCGUAAACUGGAUCCUACUCGCAAACAGCUACUGGCUCGACGACUCAAACCCAUGCCUUACAUACGGCCAGCGCGGUGUCGUCCACGCAAACUUAAUCGUCACGUCCGACCACCCAGACCUCCACAGCGGAAUCGACGGCAGCGCCCUCCUGGACGAACCUCUAAAAGACCUCUCGAUGCUAGUUAACACCCUCAUCGCCCCGAAAGGCCGCAUCAACCUACCAAACUUUUACGACCCCGUCCUCCCGCCCACCCCAGCCGAGAAGGACCGCUACGCAGCCAUCGCGGACGUGCUCCUCCCGCGACACCCAGAGAUCCCAGACUCGGAAGCACUAAUCAACUCGCUCAUGCACCGCUGGCGCGAACCAUCCCUAACAAUCCACUCCAUCGAAGUCCCCGGGUCCAGCAAAUCGGCUACAACGACUAUCUCCCGCAAAGCGAAAGCCUCUCUGUCCAUCCGUAUCGUGCCAAACCAGGACGCGGACGAAGUCGCCGCGAACCUCACGGCCUUCGCACAGGAACAGUUCGAUAAUCUGGAGAGCGGGAAUGACCUUACUGUCGAAAUCACCGGGAAAUCCGAUGCCUGGCUUGGAGACCCUGAUAACGAGAUCUUUGAAACGCUCGCAGAUGCGAUUACGACUGCAUGGACACCGGACUCGCAUGCUACCAAGCACCAUUACCCGCCCAUCGCGUCUUCUUCGUCAUUGUCACCUGAGCCAGCAGCACCUACCACAGCUCCGGCAGGAACAGGUGAUAAUGCGGCAGCCGCAUCGAGACCCGAACUCCUCCGCAAGGACUCAUCGGAUAGCUUAGCCUCGCACAUCGACCGCAUCAUCAUGUCAACGACGACCUCGUCAGCCAGGAAAAACGCAACCCGGAAGCGCUCAGCAGUGGGCACCACAGUCCCGACAUCCUCGACGUUGACCAGCAAGUCAACCACCGGAACGGGAACGGGGACGGGAACGGGAACUGGUAACGUUACUUCCUCAUCCUCCUCAGGCACGGACACGCCAGACCCCGACUCCGCAUCGAAAACACUCGAUGAAGGAUCUACCCAUCUUUCCCCGCAACCGCCCACCGAACCGCGUCCGUCGCACCAGCAGACCGGUGAAAAAGUAGCCUCGCCAUCGCGAACUGGCGUUCGACCGAUAUACAUCCGUGAAGGAGGGUCUAUUCCUACGAUUCGGUUCUUGGAGAAAGAGUUUUCUGCGCCGGCGGCGAAUUUGCCGUGUGGGCAAGCUAGUGAUAAUGCACAUUUGGAUAAUGAGCGGUUGAGGGUGGAGAAUUUGUAUAAGAGCCGGGAGAUUUUGAGAUAUGUGUUUGGGAGGUUGCCGGAGAAGGCGAGGGAGUAG
Messenger RNA from Aspergillus chevalieri, 3063 nucleotides. Its product is annotated as glutamine amidotransferase subunit DUG2. The coding region runs from base 1 to 3063 and encodes 1020 amino acids. The record is from RefSeq and is a predicted model, not a curated record. The transcript has 6 exons. Gene Ontology annotation, molecular function: peptidase activity; protein binding. Gene Ontology annotation, biological process: glutathione catabolic process; proteolysis. NCBI's taxonomy places the organism in Eukaryota, Fungi, Ascomycota, Eurotiomycetes, Eurotiales, Aspergillaceae.